Messenger RNA from Fusarium odoratissimum NRRL 54006, 312 nucleotides. RefSeq lists its product as uncharacterized. The transcript has a single exon. Lineage: Eukaryota; Fungi; Ascomycota; Sordariomycetes; Hypocreales; Nectriaceae. The record is from RefSeq and is a predicted model, not a curated record. The coding region runs from base 1 to 312 and encodes 103 amino acids.
AUGUCAUACGAGAUCGUCGACACAUCGGAAUGUCGACAUUUGCUUCACCAAGGUAAACUGCCCCAGUCCGCCGCCAAUAGCAUGAAUUAUGUCUCGUCGUGCAUCAGCCAGCCUACGAGCUGGGUCGCGCAGAAUUAUCAAUUGUACAAUAUCAAUGACCCCGUUUGCAAAUAUGGCGUCGACGAGAAAUGUAACCUAGAUCUGACUACAAGUAAUCAGCCACGCUGUCCAAGCGUUCUGGGUAAUUCUCUACAGAUUGAAUCGAGGGUUAAGAAUGUCGCGUACGGUACCGGAGAAAUCGUCCCGGUGUAG